CUAACAUUCUUGAAUCUACAUAUAAAAUUAUACGUCCUAGAAUGUUUUAAAAUCGUAAAUUUAAGCCUUUGCUAAUUGACAUUUAAUAUUAUCUAUGGUGAUCGUUACUAAUUCAUAACAAUUGCAAGAAUCUUGGAAAAGCGUGGAAGGCCGCCAACGACAUAACCAUUACAGAUGAAGAAGACAUUAACUUACUAAAAAUUUGUACAAAACUAGGAAACUGGAUGAGCAGCGAUGAGCAAGAGGCUCGGAGGCGAUUUUCUUUGAGGACAUCAGCCACGUUCCUCGACGGAGCCGCGAAACUAUACAAACGUGGUAUUCAACAGCUUUUGGAAGACGCGAGUAAGCUAGACAAAGAGAUGUCUUGCAAGCGACGACGCUCCGGAUUCUCAACGCAGACAGUCUUAAACAAUACCAGCACGCAUUCUUCGAGCUCUGUGCCGACACCUGAAUUGAUUAUGAAUUCACGUCGUUCCCAAAGUAUAGAUACCUCUCCAAUAUUGACAAUAAAACGAAACAAUAAUAAUUACAAUAAAUCAAACGACAAUAAUUCAUUCAGUUUUGUUGGUCCAAUAAUCUCUCCAGACAUGAGUCAUGAAAAUACUAUCAACCCUGAAAAAAGCAGUUCAAAAAAUGACAGGUCAAAAAACCAGACGUCAAAAAGAGACCAAGGGGUCCAAACAUCAUCGAACAGCCACGACGAAGGAGACGACAUAACAAAUGGUUUUGAUAAAAAUCUCCCGUUCGGAUACAUUUUGAUUCACGACAAUUACAACUCCAAAAUACCGAGUAGAAUUAUAUUCUCGUCACUCAAUUCUGAAGUCAGACGUUUAUUGUGAUACUUUAUAAAAAAAUAUUUGAUUGUGACAGCUUCACUACUGUCAAAUUUUGUAACUGGCUCAUAAUUGUGAUUUUUGACGUAACGAAUUAUAUAAUGUAGAUACAGGCCGUUUUCCAAUUACAGCACAAGAGCGCAUUAUGCGGCAUAAUGCUCAACUAAGCUUCAGCAUAAUUCGGCAUUGUGCGUCACUGAGUCGCAUUAUGCUCUGUAAUUGACCAUUACUUAACGGUAGUUUUCCAAUUAGUUGAGCAUUAUGCCGCAUAAUGCGCUCCUGUGCUGUAAUUGGAAAACGGCCAAUAGCACAGCACUGUGUAUCCGUAAACCGAUAAUUAUUGAGAAAAAUAAAAAAAUUGUAGUAUAACGACCAGGUAUUGCCUGUUUUUCCUCACAGCUCACAACAACCAACCGGUUUUGUGAAAUGACCGACUCCAAUUCGCAUUACAAUUAGUACCUAUCCUAUAGAAUUCCUGUAGCAAUUUGAAGUUAUACGCGCGCUGGUGUCAAAUAAUUCGGGCUAUGUAGAUUAAUUGACAAAGCAGUCACUUAGAUUUUCAUAUUCAGUAACCAUCACGUGUUAAUAAUAAACAUUAUAUAAAAAAAUAGAUCCUAUUACGUGCCUCUAUAUAAAUUCAUCAAAAAUACAGUGGGGAAAUUAUAAUAAACCGAAUAAAAAUACUUAAGACUUGGCCUAAAGGUAGAUACCAGGCCAUAAACUAAAAAAAAAAAAAAAAAACAUUAUAGUUCAAGCUGUGACAGAAAAACGUAGGUACGUAGUAAUUUGCGAGAAUUUUUUUUCAUACCUAUUUAAUAUUCUAGUAAUAAAUUGUCUACAUUCAAAGGAUGUUUUGAGUCGCUGUUAUUAACUCUUUUUUUUUUCAAUUCAGAGAACACCUACGAAUGAUAAUUUUUGAGCAGCUCUGUUGAAAAAUUUCAAAAGAGAUCUAGAUCACAUAAAUAAUUAUUUGUUUGGAUUAAAUGACUAACACCUU
Bombyx mori (domestic silkworm) is the source of this 1830-nucleotide messenger RNA. Its product is annotated as GATA zinc finger domain-containing protein 4. Gene Ontology annotation, molecular function: protein binding. The coding region runs from base 225 to 839 and encodes 204 amino acids. The transcript is spliced from 7 exons. NCBI's taxonomy places the organism in Eukaryota, Metazoa, Arthropoda, Insecta, Lepidoptera, Bombycidae. The record is from RefSeq and is a predicted model, not a curated record.